Ficedula albicollis (Collared flycatcher) is the source of this 391-nucleotide messenger RNA. RefSeq names its product ankyrin repeat and SOCS box containing 16 (gene ASB16). The transcript has 2 exons. Lineage: Eukaryota; Metazoa; Chordata; Aves; Passeriformes; Muscicapidae. The record is from RefSeq and is a predicted model, not a curated record. Gene Ontology annotation, biological process: intracellular signal transduction. The coding region runs from base 8 to 307 and encodes 99 amino acids.
CUGGCAGAUGCUCAGGCUGUGCUGCCAGCACCCGCCGGCGCUGGAGGUGAUGCUCAACGCCUACGACCGCGUGCCCCCCGCAGAAAGCUGGGUGGAGGCCGUGCCCCCCGAGCUGUGGGAGGAGCACCGGCAGUUCUUCUCCUCUGCCGUGCGCAUGGCGGGGCGGCCGCGGCGGCUGCAGCACCUGGCGCGUGUGGCCAUCCGGCGGCACCUGGGCGCGCGCUGUCACACCGCUGUCCCCAGGCUGGCACUGCCGCCCCCCCUGCGCCGCUACCUCCAGCUGCCCAUCGAGGGGCUCAUCUCCUGAGGGCACUGCAUGUGUCCCCGCUGGUGUCCCCUUCACGUGUCCCCUCCGUGUCCGCUCGCUGCGUCCCCGCCGUGCCCUGGUGAC